Messenger RNA from Meira miltonrushii, 1033 nucleotides. RefSeq lists its product as uncharacterized. Bases 27 to 707 code for a protein of 226 amino acids. Gene Ontology annotation, biological process: ribosomal large subunit biogenesis. The record is from RefSeq and is a predicted model, not a curated record. Lineage: Eukaryota; Fungi; Basidiomycota; Exobasidiomycetes; Exobasidiales; Brachybasidiaceae. The transcript is spliced from 2 exons. Gene Ontology annotation, cellular component: nucleolus.
CAUCACCUUCAUUCAAUUCAUAGAAAAUGGUUACUGUUAGACAAAGAAAGAAGCAAAAAUCCGGCAGUUCAGCAUCUGCUAGAAGCAAAAAAGCAGAACAAAAGCGGAUAAAGAGAGCACCUACAAUGCAUGGACCGGCAGCGAUCAAAGAUAAUUGGGACCCAAAGAAAACCGUUCGAGAGAAUUACAAGGCUUUAGGAUUGAUCGGAGAUCUUUCGAUGCGGGAUUCAGGCGGAAGUGAAAAGACAUACUCACAGCCAGCUAUCGCCAAACCCAAAGCGGGAAAGAGCAAUAAGCCAUCCUUGAUCAGUUCUGGAACGGCAACAAUCGAAAGAGAUGAGGAGGGAAACAUUAUUUCAAUCCAAGAGAAUACCGUACAACAAGUGCAAACGGCUUGGGGACCAGCAUUCGAUAGCGAUGCAGAAGAAGAGGAAGAGAUAGAACAAGAUGAAGAUACACAGCCAAAAUCAGCAAAGGCGAUAGAAGUGAUCUCUGCUUUGGAACAUGCCGCUCAACAAGCCACACCGGUAGAAAGGUUCACAUCUACACGCGAACAGGACUGGCUACAUCAAAUGGUGAAAAAGUACGAUGACGACUUUGAUGCCAUGUCUAGGGAUCGUUUAAUCAACGUUUGGCAAAAGACACCCGGUGAAAUUAGGAAAGCAAUCAAAAAGGCUGGUGGCUUAGAAGCAGUCAAACAAAGUUGAAGUUCGAGAAGAGAAUAGAGAAGUAGCAACAAUGUACAGUAAUAGCAAGACACAUGAUACAACAUUCACUGAUCACCUAUUGUUUUAUCCCACGAAGGGAUGAGCCUGCAUUUGUGCCCAUUGAAACGCUAGUGAGGUGUCUGAUGAUCUUUCUUAUCAUGUGGAUCUUUAUCUGAAAUUGCUCGAGGUAGCUGUUCAGAAUCCUUGCUGAAACGUUUGGGGGGUGGAGAAUUACUGGGGCCUGUACCCGUAUCUGGGCUCAUCGGACCAGGAUCCUUUGAUUUACGUCGUUCAUUUUUCGCUAUUGAAACAUUAUUAAAAUAACG